Aethina tumida (small hive beetle) is the source of this 2128-nucleotide messenger RNA. Its product is annotated as ESF1 homolog. The transcript is spliced from 2 exons. Bases 154 to 2118 code for a protein of 654 amino acids. Gene Ontology annotation, cellular component: nucleus. The record is from RefSeq and is a predicted model, not a curated record. Gene Ontology annotation, biological process: rRNA processing. NCBI's taxonomy places the organism in Eukaryota, Metazoa, Arthropoda, Insecta, Coleoptera, Nitidulidae. Gene Ontology annotation, molecular function: RNA binding.
AAAAAUACAUUUUUAUGAACAUUUAUAACACACUAAUUUUAAGUACAUAUUAUUUCAUAUUAUUGUUGAGUUUUGAAAAAUUUGACAACGUCGCAAUUUUAGAACACACGUUAGUUAACCUCUCUUUACACAAAGUUUUAAUAUCUGUUUACGAUGGAGGAUAAACGUUUUUCGCACAUUACAAGCGACCCAAAAUUUCGCAGAAUACCGAAACAUGAAAAGAAAGUGAAAAUAGAUAAGCGGUUUCAGUCUAUGUUCAAUGACAAAAAGUUUAAAGUAAAAUAUACGACCGACAAACGAGGAAGACCUGUAAGUUACACUUCUACGGAGGAUUUGAAGCGAUAUUAUGAAUUAAGUUCUGAAGAAAGCGAGGAUUCUGAAAACGAAGAGCAAGAGGAAGGUGGCAAGUUUGUUAAAGCCCCUAAAGAAGAACAGGAUGAUCUAAAAGUUAAACACAAAAGUGAUAAGAAUCUUACAAGUGACAUUAAAUCAAAACUAAAGAAUUUAAAUGUUGAUUAUGCUAGAGGUGAGACUGCUCUGUAUUCAGAAAGCUCUUCUGAUGAUGAUGAGAGUGAGAGUGAAGUCUCAGACACUGAGGACAUUGAUCACAAAUGGGGCGAACUUGAUGCUGAUGCGGAAACGACGGAAGAAGCUACAUAUAGAUUAGCUGUAUGUAAUAUGGAUUGGGAUAGAAUAAGAGCUACAGAUUUAAUGGUGUUGUUCAAUUCAUUUUUACCACCUGGAGGAGUUAUUCAAUCUGUAGCGAUAUACCCAUCAGAAUUUGGCAAAAAAAGACUAGCAGAAGAAGAAAUUAAAGGGCCUAUAGAACUUGUGGAUGGCAAUCAAGAAGAGGCAAAUGAAGAUGAAACUGAAGAAGGAUCAAAAUAUCACAUGGAAAAGUUGAGACAAUAUCAGCUAAAUAGAUUGAAGUAUUAUUAUGCAGUUGUGACAUUUGAUAACCCAAAUUCAGCCAAUAAAAUCUACACUGAGUGUGAUGGAAUGGAGUAUGAAUCAAGUGCCACAAAAAUUGAUCUGCGUUUUAUACCAGAUGAUAUGACAUUUGAUGAUGAACCUAAAGAAACAUGUGAUAAAUUACCUGAAUUAAAUAAAUAUGAACCUAGGUUCUUUACUACAACAGCAUUACAGCAAGCUAAAGUUGACUUAACAUGGGAUGAAACUGACCCUGGUAGACUUGAGAUGACCCAAAAAUUGAACAGUGGAAAAAUUGAUGAUGUAACUGAAAAUGAUUUACAAAACUACUUGGCUGGAAGCAGUGAUGAAGAGAGUGAAGAAGAAGUGGAGGAGAAUGAAGAAGAGGAAGGUGAACCUGGAAAUGUUUUGGACAAGUAUAAAGCCUUGCUUCAAGACAUUGAAGAAAAAGAAAAUCAGAAAAAGAAUAAGGAUGUAGAAAUGGAAAUUACAUGGGGAUUAGGUCUUAAGGAUGAGGCAGAAAAGCUUGUGAAGAAGAAAUUAGCAGAUGCUGAAGAGAAAACACCAUUCCAGAAAUAUUUAGACAAGAGGAAGGAAAAGAAAAAAGAGAAAAGACUACAGAAAAAGAAAAUGGUAGAUGAUGGUGAUGAUGAUGGAGAUUCUGACAUUCCCUCUGAUAUUGAUAUGAAUGAUCCAUACUUUGCUGAAGAGUUCAAUAAUCCAGAAUUUAAGAAAAAGAAGAAUAAAGAAAAUAAAAUAAAAGAUGAUAAUGAUAAGGAAGACAAUGCAGAGUUAGAAUUAUUAUUAAUGAAUGAAGAAGAUGGAAAGAAACACUUUAAUUUGAAAAAGAUUCAAGAUGAAGAAAACGAGAGUAAAAGUAAAAAGAAACGUAAAAAUAAAAAGGGAAAAGAAGAAGAGCCAAAGGAUAAUUUUGAAGUUAAUGUUAAUGAUGAUAGAUUUUCUGCUCUUUUUACUAGCCACCAUUUCAAUAUUGAUCCCACUGACCCUAAUUUUAAGAAAACAAAGGGUAUGGAAAAACUUAUAACGGAGAAGAUUAAACGGCGAACAGACGAUGAUGAAAAUGAAGCAAAAAGGCCGAAAUUGGAGAAUAAAAAGAAAAAGAAUGCUGAACUUAGUUUACUUGUUAAAAAUGUUAAACGAAAAACUGAAGCCUUUAAAAAUAAAUAAAUAAAUCAGA